Messenger RNA from Gryllus bimaculatus (two-spotted cricket), 4128 nucleotides. NCBI's taxonomy places the organism in Eukaryota, Metazoa, Arthropoda, Insecta, Orthoptera, Gryllidae. The record is from the annotation of a GenBank genome assembly.
AUGAGUGUUGCGACUUACGACCCUCGUCCUCUCAAGAUCGAACAAGCCCAAUUAGCUGGUACCUUCUCGACCACUAAUAACGGAGCCGAGGCUGCUGGGCUGUCCUUCUGCCGUUUGAUAUGGAACCACCAACUUUUUUACACCGUCACGGAAUUGGCAUCAACUGUUCUUGUCGUUCAGUUGGCAGAUAAACGGAAUCCUGUUACCCUAAGAAAAGCUAUUGGUAUUGCAGGAAUUGGUAUGAUGCAUGUCAUAGGGUCCAGUUGGGACAACUUUGUCAGCAAUGUAAUUCACGGCAAAGGAUACACUCAUCAAGUGGCCCGUGAUUUAGGGCUAAUGAUUCCUGACCUCCUGCAUGUGGUGCUCCCUUUGCUGUUGCUUCGAGGUCGCUUCAGAAAAAUUGAUGCUGAACUUCAGAAAGAAUUUCUUGGAGUAAUUCUGCUUAUAUCAUCUGGUUUGAUGGUUUGCAAUUACUUGUAAGGAAUACACUACUGUUAUUUAUAUAUUCUAGAUGCAAUAUAGCCUAAGAUGAGUAGCUCUUUAGGGAAUGUACCAGUUUGGUAUGUAAUAGAGGACAAAAAGCCAUUAGCAGUUGGAAUAAAUUAUUAUAUGGUUAUGUAAAUUACAUUGAGAAAAUGGUUGAAUUUGUUGGUUUUUUUUGCCUAAAAACUUUCAUUGCAGUUUAUAUUUUAGAGUAAUAUUUUUUUAAAUUUACUAUUUUUUCUAUACUAUUUGCAUUUUUAUUAAUUUGCAUGGAACUGUGAAGUCAUUAAGAUGGAUAAAAAUUGUGUGAUAUUAAGUGUGAUUGAACUUGUAUACUAGGUAAUCUGUUGGAAAAUAGAGAAUGCUUUCAGAGUUACCUAUAUGGAAUGUUUGAAAAUUCCAUUUGCAAUUUGAGGAAAAAGUAGGAGGAAUCCAAUUUUCACUAUUUUUGGGUUUCUUGUUAAGUUUUUGGGUCAGGUGUUGUAAUGUUGCAAAACUUUGCAAUAGAAUAAUGCGAAGUUUGCAAUAAUGCGUAAUACAUUGAUUUGACUUGAUAUCAAUUACAUGGCUUGAUGUUUUGAUACAACAAAAUUCGAAUUUUGAGUACAACUUCCCUGAGGACACACUCAAUAACUAUUUUUCCAUUUUUUGUCUUUGUUUAGUUUUGUUGUUGUUAUUCAUUUGCUGUUAACAUUGUGAAUGACUUUUUCCUUCUUUUAAAUGUUAUUAAUGUUUUUCUUUGCAGUGUUAAUAUAUCUAUUUUUCUCACUAAGUACUUUUAUGCUUUAUUUUAUCCACAGAUUUGUAUCAAAAUAAUAUUUACAGGGGGGCUGAGAACUGAAAUUUACCUUCUGCUGGAUCUGGCUUUAUUGAAGCCAUCUUAUUUAAAUGCUUAAAUAUCUAUAGUAUUUUUGAUUCCUCCACUUCUUUUACUGAGUUUCUCUUUUUAAAUACAUCUUUUAUUAUUUUCAAGAAUUCUUUUUUUAUUAUAGUUUCUUUCUUUCUUCUACAGCUUUUACUCUCUUGUCCUUGUUCUCUUAGUGUAUUCAAUGUUGUUUUAUAAGAAAAAACAAAGCCUAAUGAAUUGUGCACCAAAGUGAGAAAUGCACAUGACACUUUUUUUAUCUUCUGUAAAUCUCUGGGGGAACUUCCUAAAAUUUUGCAAACCCUUUGGGAACUUUUCUCUUUAUAAAUGCUUAAUUUGCAUUUGUUUUCACCUUUUAAACUUGUAAAUUUUUUCAGAAUUUUAAAUCUUUCCUGGAAUUUAUUUUGGUUAGUUGACUGCAUACCUAAUUGCAUGGACAACUAUCUGAAACUAAAAUUUCUUGCACAGCUUUGUUCCUUUUUAGAGUGGUCAGUGGCGUAACGUUUGGGCUUGCAAUGCAGGCAGGCUUGGGUAAAAGAUGACCUAGUCUUAGGGGAUAUUUUUUAUUAUUUAAGUUAUUAACCCUAUAUGUGUUUGCUGAACACUUUUAUGAAGGAGGCCCAGAUAAAAAUUUUGCAGGUGAGCCUGCAAUCAUUUUGUUACAUUACUGAGAGUGGUGCAUAGAAACUCAAAAUGGUAUGGUAUGAAGAUUAAAAUGUUUUCAGGUUAUUAAUUCAUAAUAUUUUGAUGGGAUUCAUUAAGAAAUUCAUUGUUUUGUUUUUAAUAAAAUGAAUCUUUUUUAAAUAUAAAUCUUAUUAUAUCUGUAAAGAUGUGCUAAAGCCUUUCUCAUAAAAAAUACUUUUUAUGAUCUUUUUGUGAUACUGUUGCUACAAGAUUUUGAUAGUGUUUCACCAUCAUUUUGAUAGUGACAACUACUAUUACUACUACUACUUACUGAUGGCCUUUUUUCCUCUCAUAGUUUUAUACAAUAAAAAAACUUAUUGAUUGCAUUUUCGUGGAAUGAAAAUACCUCAAAAAGACAAUUCCUUUUUUAAGAGAUUUUUGUAUAUUCCGUUUCUGUAUGGAUUUUUCUAAUAUGCUUUUCUUUUUUUUAAAAUGAUUUUCUGCAUCUACCGGAAAUGAAAUAUGUUGAAGUAAGUUAAUGUUGUAUUAUUAUUCCGUUAUUACCAUGUUUUGUACCUGAAUUUUAAUUAUUUUUUUCUUUUUAGAUCUUAUAAUUUCUUCUUUUGCCCUUAAAUUUAAUGCCACUUAUAAUGUAAGAAAUAUAACUGAUUGAUUUUUAGUUUUGAAUGACAUCUAGGUCAGUGUUUUGAAUUUUUCUUUAAGGAAUGUUGUAGGAAUUGAUAUACUGCUUCCAAUUAUUGCUUCAUAACCACUCCUAUUGUGGGCAAAUAUAAAGGAAUUGAUAGUUUUAUAUUUCAAAGGCUUUCAAACUAUUGAUGUUUUGCACUUUUAAGCUAUUUGUUUUGUCCUCCUUGUAAUGUGACAGGAAUAGCUACUUAUUAUGGGGACACAUUAAGGUCCCAUUAUUUCUCUAGUAUCCAUAUUAGAGGCAGUAAAGGUCUGUGUAAAUAUGUGAAGUUCACGAAAUUGUGUUUUUAUUCGUGCUAACUCGGACAGAAAUUCUUCCAUGUAUAAAUGAAGAUUUUGUGAACUUGCAUAUUUCAGUAAUGACUUAAAGAAUAAUUUUUGGAUCAGGUACUGAACUGAAUGUUAGGAGAAAAUAAAUAAAAUAGUUUAUUGCUAGUUUAUUCCAUAAAGGCAUGUUUCUGUAAAUAUUAGUGAGUUACACUGAAAAGGAAUAAGAUUAUUAAUUACAGCAUUUGUGAUUAUUUGCUAAUAUUGAUAUUAAAUAAAAUUCAAGCUGUAGGUCUAUUUUUAAUUCCAUCAUAAGUAGACCUUUCAUUUAAAAAGAAAGCAUGAAGGAUGUGCUAUAUCUUAAAUCUUCUUUCUGAACUUGCUUUUUGAGAAAACGUAGAAAGAGAACACUUCUUCCACACUUCCAAAUUUCUUCCAAGUAUCAAAAAGCAUUCAUGAUUCUUCCUCUGUAUUAAAAUAGUAAAAUAAAAAAGUGUAUUUAUUGUAUUACUUCAGAAGAUGAAAUAUAAUGUGCAAUAACUUUUUAUAGUUGAGCAGGUUAAUAAGAUUUUGGCAUAGAAAUUCAGAUUAGUAAUUCUUCAAAUGUAUUAUUUAUCCGUCCAUUGAUAAAUAUUUAGAGAAAACAUAAGACUGGAGGUAUGUAAUUUAUUAUAGAACACUAGCAUACACGUGUUUUAAUGUUUGACAUAUUAAUAAGAUUUGACAGUACUUUUACAACAUUAAUUAUGUAUUGAAUUUUGUGCUGUAAAAGUUAUUGCAUUGAAGUGAGAUUAUUGUCACAUAUGCAACACAGUUUUACUUGCUGUGUUGAAACAAAUUUAAAAAAUGUUGGCCUUUUCUGUAGGAAGUUUGAUAUAAUUCCUGAAAAUUGCUACCUAUAAACAAUAACCAUAGAGUACCGUAAAAGCGAGCUGAUCUCUUUGGACAGCAAGGUGACUUUGGAUCAUUUGUGUGAUUUUAUUGGAUGGUCUUCCUCAGUUUGUACUGCUUUUAUGUUAAUUUCAAAAACAUUUCAUAGCAUUUGUUAUCACUUGGUUUGGUAGUACAUUGGUGUCGUAUUGGUGUAGUACUUAAUACAGUUUCAAAAUUUGGAGUUUGAGAGCAAAAUUUAAGGGGACGAAAAUGUCUGCUAUUGGUAAUAGUUUAAUUAAAAAUUAUUA